CGCUAAAACCCCCAGUGCAGUGGAGAGUCAGAGAGAGAGAGAGAGAGAGGUAGAUAGAUAUAUAGAGACAAUACAAUGAGAAAUGAAAACAGGAAAUAACAUUAUUGAAGGAAAAGACAGUAGAAAGUGUACAUGAGGUAGAACAAUAGACAAAGUGGGAAAGAGAGAGGGUGGGACAAGCGAGUAGUAUUAGAGGGGGAGGAGGGAGGGGAUGGCAUGUGUGUUGGCUGAUGCUUCACCCUUCUGCUUUUUGAUGCGAUGCAGCUUCAAGUUUGAACACAGAGCAGCACAUGUGGAGGGACCCGGGUGCCCACCGCCAACAUUUCGGGUGCUGAUACGCAAGGCCAGAUAUCGUGUCUGACUGAGUGGAAAAGCCGUAACGCGCCAACAACCCACAGAUGAAUCACACCGGAUAAAAUAAUGUGUUUCCAUUGGCAAGAUCUGAGGACUAAUACUGCUAAAUCCUAAGUAAGAUGGACCUCACAGACAGACUCAACAUUGUUCAUGUACAGAUGCCUUAUUCUUGGGAUUAAUAGUGAUCUGAGUGAUCAGCGCUGGAUGCAAACUUUGACCUCACUAAAAGACAUUAUUUCUCUCUCGGGGAUGCUGCAGGAAACAGGACUGUAGUGGCACAGGUCACAACAUGAACUCCUCGCUGCCAUAACGGACAAAAUGGAUGCUGAAACAAACCCAUCACCAGAUGACAAACAGCUCCCCUGAUACAAGCUUCCUGUUGGUUGACGAGGCAGCUUGUCUUAACAUUUAACAGUAAACAGCCCUUGGCUUAAGAUGAACCUUACGUGUGAAAACACUACAGAUCUCCGGACGUACCAGCACCGUGUGUAUGCAGUGGUGUACAGCGUGAUCUUAUUACCGGGCCUGCUGGGUAAUGUGUUGGCCCUCUGGGUGUUCAGGGUCUACAUCAAAGAAACCAAGAAGGCUGUGGUGUUUAUGAUGAACCUAGCCGUGGCUGACCUGCUGCAGGUGCUAUCUCUGCCUCUGCGGAUCUACUAUUACCUGAAUGAAACCUGGCCCUUUGGUCAUCCCCUCUGCAUGAUCUGCUUCUAUCUCAAGUAUGUCAACAUGUAUGCCUCCAUCUACUUCCUGGUGUGUGUCAGCGUGCGUCGCUGUGAGCUUAUCAUGCGUCCACUGAGGUACAACUCAUCCAAACGAAAGGGGGACAUGUUUAUAUGUGCCACUGGCUGGCUUUUGGUCUGCCUGGCCUGUCUGCCCUUCCCUCUGUUGAGGAACCCCUACUCCAGUCAUAACUCCACAGAGUGUUUCUCGGAGCUGCCCCUGAGGGCUGUCAGUACUGCAGCAGCCUGGGUUCUCCUGAUCUUAGCUGAGAUGGUGGGCUUCAUCAUCCCCCUCAUCCUGGUGUUAGCCUGCACUUGUCUAACUGCUGGGAGCCUUAAGAAGCAGACAGAGGGGGCAAUUCCUGACCGAGGGGAGAAGCAGAGGGCGUUAAGGAUGGUGCUGAGCUGUGCUGUGGUCUUCUUAGUCUGUUUUGCUCCUUACCAUGUGACUAUGCCCCUGGACUUCUUGGCCAAGGCCAAGUCUCUUAGCAGCUGUGCCUUCAGGGACAUGAUUCUACGUUGUCACCCUGUCACACUCUGUCUGGCCAGCCUGAACUGCAGUCUGGACCCACUCAUGUACUAUUUCACAACUGAUGAAUUCUGGAGGCGACUGAGCAAACCAGAGAUACCAGAGGCCAUGACUUUCAGCAGGCGUCUGUCCUGCAUGACUGGAGGAGAGGAGGCAGAGGAUGACUAAACUACAGUCAAAGCUGCCUUGUAGGAUGAAAAACUGUUUAAUCUUAACCACUAAACCCUGACAUAAAUUCUAUUCAUUCCUAAAAACUACAGAAAUAUAAUUUACAUGGAAACUAUCAUGAGAAAAUGUGGCAGUGAGUUUCAAAAUGUGAUUUUUUUUUCUAUUUAUUUUUCAAUAAAAAGCUGCACCCGUUCUUUCUAAAUUUGUA
Messenger RNA from Lates calcarifer (barramundi perch), 1981 nucleotides. It is a transcript of the gene gpr174, whose product is annotated as G protein-coupled receptor 174. Gene Ontology annotation, molecular function: G protein-coupled receptor activity. The record is from RefSeq and is a predicted model, not a curated record. The coding region runs from base 790 to 1773 and encodes 327 amino acids. Gene Ontology annotation, cellular component: membrane. NCBI's taxonomy places the organism in Eukaryota, Metazoa, Chordata, Actinopteri, Centropomidae. The transcript is spliced from 5 exons. Gene Ontology annotation, biological process: positive regulation of Rho protein signal transduction; phospholipase C-activating G protein-coupled receptor signaling pathway.